AAACAACAGUGUCUUCUUUAGGAGCAUGGAUUGAAUACGUAUACGCGAAUACAUUUGUAUGACAUAUAAUAUAUAACUUAAUUUAUGGAGUUAGAUGUAAUAAAGAUUAGGUUAGUCUGGUGAACGUGUUCUACGGUGCUAGUCGUACAAUGUUACUCGUUAGAGGCGGCAAAGUCGAGCUAUUUUCAUAGUAAUGCGAAAUAUUACAUAUAGGAAAAAGUGUCGUUUAUUUGAAACAAAAGAAUGACGAUAGUUUUAUUUUAUGGGUGAUUGUCAUUUGUCCUAUUUGAAAAGCGCCACAUUAUUUAAGACAAAGAAACCCGCGAAAUCUCAAUGUGAAUGUGUUUAUGAGAAUAACCAACGAAUAUCAUCGAAAUUAACGUAAUAUCAAAUACGACAUUUUUUUUCAUCCUUCGUUUGCAUACAUGUUCUGCGAGGAAGGAUAUUGAAGAAUACGAAUACAACGUUAGAAGAGAGAAAGGAUAUCUCGAUAUAAAUCAUUUGGAUUAUUAAUUAAAUCAUACGAUCUUUUCUUUAUUGAUAUCUUUUUAUAUUUACAAAUGAGACAAUUGAUGUUGAAUAAUCAAUUAAUAUAUUACAAAGGAAUAACUUGUGCGUUGUGAUGUGUAUCGAUGAAUUGUCCGAUUCAUACUAGUACAAAGCGAUAAUCUCAAGAGAAUUAAUCGGAUCUAAUCGAUCGUUAAAUACUCGAUCGUUAAAGAAAAAAAAAAACAUUUAAGUGUGGUCUUCGAGAUAAGUGUUAAUUGUAAUUUCAAUAAUCCGAUAAAAGAGUAUUUAUCAGUGUAUGUUGAUCGAUGAGUGAUAUAUUUUCAGAGGAUUUUUUUUUCCCUUUUAAGGAUUUCGCAAUUCAAUUUAAACGCAAUUCAAAUAUAAUAUUUCAUUGACAAUAAAGAAGAAUUUUUUUUAUACCAUAUAUCCGAGGUAAAGUACAAUGGAUUCGAGUAAAACAAAAUCCAAACCAAAUCCAAGAGAAAAGGCAAAUAUUAUUUCCGUGUUAUUUUGGUGGUGGUCUUUGAGUUUAUUUAAAACUGGUUACAAGAAAAUAUUAGAAGCCGAAGAUUUAUACGAUCCUUUAAAAGAAGAUCGUUCUACCGUCCUUGGAAAUAGAUUAGAAAAACGAUGGAACAUCGAAUUGGAAAAUGCGAAGAAACAAAAACGCAGUCCGCUCUUUUUGAGAGCGAUAUUUCGUACUUUUUUAAUGGAAUACUUCCUUUUAGGAUUAUUGCAGAUACUUAAUGAAUUUAUAAUAAGAUUAGGAACACCAUUGUUAUUAGGUGGUCUUUUAAGAUAUUUCAAAAAGGGUAGCGAGGAAACAUAUGAGACCGCACUUUUAUAUGCCAGUGGUAUUUGUAUAGCAACGGCGAUUAACGUAAUUACGAUUAAUCAAACAAUAUUUGGUGCAUUUCACAUUGGUGCAAAAGUCAGAAUUGCUGCUUGCUCUGUAGUCUACAGAAAAGCAUUACGACUUAGUCAAACGGCAUUAGGAGAUACUGCUCCAGGAAAAGUAGUCAAUUUAGUGGCCAACGAUGUUAAUAGAUUCGAUCUUGUUUCCAUCUUUAUACAUCACAUGUGGUCAGCACCACUUACUGCUUUAAUCAUUGCCUAUUUUCUUUAUACCGAAGCUGGAUAUUCUGGUCUUUUUGGGAUAGCAGCAGUUUUUGUGGUCGUACCAAUUCAAUCUUAUACCGGUAAACUUUCUUCAAAGUUUAGACUGCAGACGGCCAUAAAGACGGAUGAAAGGGUACGGCUGAUGGAUGAGAUUAUUUCUGGCGUGCAAGUAAUAAAAAUGUACGCCUGGGAGAAGCCCUUUUGCGCGUUAGUCGAAUUGGCUAGAAAAUUGGAGUUACGAGUAGUCAGUAAAAGUUCAUCCAUUCGUGGUAUCUAUAUGACAUUUAAUUUAUUUACAACGAGAAUGGCACUUUAUUGUACCCUAAUAUCAAUGAUUAUGCUUCGUAACGAAUUGACCGCCGAAAAAGUGUUCGUUUUCUCUUCGUACUUUAAUAUACUUGCUCAAACAAUGUCUGGAAUGUUUGUACGCGGUUUUGCCGAAAUUGCGGAAUGUCUUGUGGUUGUACGACGAUUACAACAUUUCUUGAUGUACGACGAGUUUCGUAGUAAUAAUAUUACGAUAAGUAAUAAAUUAUCGAGAAGUCCAAACGGUAGCAUUACAUCUAUAUCGAGACAAACGUCUAUCAGAGCGUCAAGGCAAGAUUUACCUUAUAUGGACGAUGAAGUUAUUGAUGAGAAUUAUUUUCAAGAUAACGAGAAAAACAUACAAAAUGGAUUGAUAAUAGUAGCUAACGAUUUGUUGAAAAACACGGCCAGUCUAGUUAAUGAUAGAAGUGAUUCAGCUUUAUCCGAAGAUUCGUAUGCGAUUAAGAUGACAAACGUAAUAGCAAAUUGGGAAGGCGGUCAAUCUGAAACAAUAUUAGAAGGUAUAAAUCUAUUGUUAGAGAAAGGCAAAUUAUAUGCAGUUAUUGGAAUGGUAGGAGCUGGUAAAAGUUCAUUCCUUUCGGCGAUACUCGGUGAGAUGAAUAUCAUAGAUGGUUGUGUGAAAUGUAACGGUAAUGUGAGUUACGCUAGUCAAGAAGCAUGGGUGUUUGGUGCUACCGUUAGACAAAAUAUUCUAUUUGGGCAACCGUACGAACGUCAACGUUAUCAGCGUAUAGUCAAAGCUUGCGCUCUUCUUAGAGAUUUCAAGCAAUUCCCACAGGGCGAUUUAACGAUCGUUGGUGACAGAGGGAGUUCUUUAUCUGGUGGUCAAAAAGCUAGAAUCAACUUAGCAAGGGCAUUAUACAAACAAGCGGAUAUUUAUCUUUUAGAUGAUCCUUUGAGCGCGGUCGAUGCGCACGUCAGUAAGCAUCUUUUCGAGGAAUGUAUUCAACGAUAUUUGGCGCAUAAGACACGAAUUUUGGCAACGCAUCAAUUGCAAUAUAUAAAAGAAGUCGACGCUAUAAUACUUUUGGAAAAGGGAAAAUUUAAAUUGUAUCAAAAUUAUCAAGACCUUUUGAUCGAUUAUCCAGAAUAUAGAAGUUUAUUGGCAACAGACAAUGAUACGAGCGAGGAUUCUUCUUUCGAAAGGAAUUCAAUACGAAGACAAUUUUCUUCAUUGAGUAAUAGGAGUCGUACGCCAGAAGCUAGUAGUGGUGGUACAGAUGACGAAGAGGAAAAUGAAGAUGUUGAAAAAUUUAAUGACGGUUUAGAAGGAACAUCACGUGGUGUAGUAAAAGGACCAAUUUUUAUUCGAUAUUUUCAAGUCGGCGCCAAUCUUUGUCUUGCCUUAUUAGUCCUCUUUUUAAUAAUUCUCACGCAAUUCAUUGCCAGUCUUAAUGAUUAUUUUAUUCCAAUCUUAGUUAACGCCGAAGAGACAUUACAUUAUCAGCAAACACAAGCGAAUAUUACUAUGGAAGAUGAAAUACCAACGCAUAUAAGCAAUACUUAUGUAUACAUUUAUACUGCAAUCGUAAUUGGAAUAUUCAUCAUUGGUAUCACGAGAUCAUUAAUUUUUUAUAAAAUGUGCAUGCUAUGCAGUCAACGUUUACACGACAUGACUUUUAGCGCAUUGAUCAGAACUAAUAUGAGAUUUUUUGAUACCAAUCCAAGUGGAAGAAUUUUAAAUAGAUUUUCGAAAGAUAUUGGUGCAAUCGAUGAAUUAUUGCCUAAGGCAUUAUUAGAUGCUGGCCAAUUAUGUAUGCUAAUGUUCGGAUCAUUGACCGUAUCUUGUAUAGUCAAUCCAAUGUUUUUAAUUCCUGUAAUAUUUUUGGGAACGACAUUUUAUUGGAUUCGUAAAGUUUAUUUAAAAACAAGUAAAAAUAUUAAACGUUUAGAAGGCAUCACACGAUCACCAGUGUUUACCCAUUUAAAUGCUACGUUAAAUGGUCUACCUACUAUUAGAGCAUAUGGCGCUCAAGAUAUAUUAAAAAUGGAGUUCGAUAAAUUUCAAGAUGCGCAUACGUCUACGGUUUACAUGUAUAUUGUAACUAGUACAGCAUUUGGAUUUUCUUUGGAUGUAUUUUGUUUCAUAUUUACAUCACUUGUAACCUUCAGCUUUCUUUUAUUAAGUACAACAUUUUCUGGUGGUGAGGUUGGCUUGGCUAUUACCCAAGUGAUGGCCAUGACUGGUAUGAUACAAUGGGGAAUGCGACAAAGUGCCGAGGUCGCUAAUCAAAUGAUGUCAGUUGAACGUGUCCUUGAAUAUACGCAAUUACCACCGGAAGAUAAUUUACGUAACAAAGGAAAAUUUUUCAAAAAGUCGGAUAAACAAAAUUUAGAAUCCUUACCACAAAAUGCACCAAAGAAUUGGCCUAGCGAGGGUUGUAUCAGAUUUAGGGAUAUAUAUAUGAGAUACACCGAUGAGGAUCUGCCGGUUUUGAAAAAUUUAAAUUUAUUGAUUUUACCACGUGAAAAGGUCGGUAUUGUGGGAAGAACUGGGGCUGGAAAAUCAUCAUUGAUAUCGGCAUUAUUCAGAUUGGCGAAGAUCGAAGGGAUAAUAGAAAUUGAUAAUGUCGAUACCGGAUCAAUUUGUUUGGAAGAUUUGCGACGUAAUAUAUCUAUUAUCCCUCAAGAUCCAGUUUUAUUCUCAGGAACAUUAAGACGGAAUCUUGAUCCAUUUAAUGAGUAUUCGGAUCAAAUAGUUUGGGAAGCUUUGGAAGAAGUCGAAUUAAAAGAUGCCGUUGCCACUGCUGGAAAUGGUUUAGAAUCUCGUGUACUUGAUAGAGGUAGUAAUUUCAGUGUUGGUCAAAGACAACUUAUAUGCUUGGCAAGAGCAAUUUUACGAAACAAUCGUAUAUUAAUGCUCGAUGAGGCAACGGCUAAUGUAGAUCCCCAAACGGAUGCUUUGAUACAGCGUACGAUAAGAAAGAAAUUUGCUUCUUGUACAGUAUUGACGGUUGCUCAUCGAUUAAACACUAUAAUGGACAGUGAUAAAGUAUUGGUUAUGGAUAAGGGUAGAAUGGCGGAAUACGAUCAUCCUCAUAUACUAUUGCAGAAUAAUUAUAGUCAAUUUACUUCGUUGGUGAAAGAAACUGGUAGAGCUAUGUCAGAUCAGCUGAUUAAAAUGGCCAAACAAUCGUAUAUAAACAAAUAUGGAGAACAAAAAUCAUGAUAUUUUUUCUAUAUAUUUUUCUAACGUUACUAACUAUCUAUAAUUUAGGUCGAAUGAUUAAUAUCAGACUUUUAAAGCCUGAUUGUUCCUUAGCUCAUAGAAAUUCUAUACCAAGAAACUAUAUAAUGUGUAUAUAUAUAUAUAUAUCUAUAUAAUGUGUAUAUAUAUAUAUAUAAUAUAUAUAUAUAUAUAAUAUAUAUAUAUAUAUAUAUAUAUAUAUAUAUAUAUAUAAAAUAAGCAUAUACAGAUAUCUCUAUCUUAAUAAGUAUUAUGCCAAAAGAUUUCUUUAAUAUCAAGAAAUUAUGUUUUAUAUUAUAUCCCUGAAUAACUUUCUAUUGCAUAUAUAUAUAUAUAUAUAUACGUAUAUAUGUAUAUAAUAUAUACGUACAUAAAUAGUUCUUUUUUUUUGUUUGUUUUCAAAUCUAAUAGAUUUAUCAAAUUUAAUACUUUAAUCUCUGGAUAAGUACAAAUACUUUCAUACAAAAAGUACUUAUAUUUUUCUACUUUACAUUUUACCUGAAUGUUAUUUCCAAAGUCCAUAGAACUAACUUCAAAUGUGAUAAUUUAAGAAAAUAGAGAGAUCAUAGAUUAUUCUCAUAUACAAUUUAAGGUGCUAUAAAGUAUUCCUAAUGAAAAAUAACAUAUUAAUCAUAUUUAUAAGAAAAAUUAUCAUUGGAUAAUUGAUUCCAAUUCAUAUUUA
Vespa mandarinia (Asian giant hornet) is the source of this 5825-nucleotide messenger RNA. RefSeq names its product ATP-binding cassette sub-family C member 4. Gene Ontology annotation, cellular component: membrane. NCBI's taxonomy places the organism in Eukaryota, Metazoa, Arthropoda, Insecta, Hymenoptera, Vespidae. The record is from RefSeq and is a predicted model, not a curated record. Gene Ontology annotation, biological process: transmembrane transport. Gene Ontology annotation, molecular function: ABC-type transporter activity; ATP binding; ATP hydrolysis activity.